CGGCGACAUCCCAUCAUACAGCAGUGGAGAGAUAGCAACAUGUGAUCUGCAAACAGGUCUAACCUGCAACAAUCAAGACAACUCACCCAUGCCCUGCUCAGACUACCGGAUCCGAUAUUUCUGUCAAUGCGCGGAUGUAACAACUCCUGGGUCCUACAUCUCACCGACCUUCCAAACCCCAGGAUACAAUCAGCCAAUCGUCGUCAGGUGCAACUGGUCCCCUUGGCUAAACGCCGACAAGCCAUCGUCCAGUCCCUCCGACCUGGGCGACCUCGAGAAAAUCGAGCUUCUGAAGCAGACGUACGGUCUGUGCCCCACCAUCACCAACGUAGCGUGCCGCGUAGCCAGCACCGGCGCACCAAUAGAGCUGUCGGUCAGAACGCCACCUGCGACCCUCUCAACGGCCUCCGAUGCUACAACAGCGAGCAGACGACAAAGAUGUGCCAUGACUACGAGAUUAGGGUCCUGUGUUGGUCAGCGGAAUGUACAGGUUCAAAGCCGACGCUUAUACCACAUCAGACGGAUAUACCUAGCCUACCUGACCACAAACCACCAGAAAACCAGACGUGCACCGACGGUGAAGGGUGGGACAACUGCGCAUACCUGUGUGACGAGCUGUGUGACUACACGGCCCGAUCUUCAUUUGGCUGUGACGACUCCGUUUCCAGGACGUGUGUGCCAGGGUGCAAGUCACUCGAAUCACUUCUUUGCCAACCGGGCGAAAAACGGCUGAACAGCACCACGUGUGUGCCACAGGAAAUGUGCCCGUGCCUAAAGCCUGAUGGUACCAGAGCCAUGCCUUUCGAAACAUGGAAGAACCCUGCAGACUCCUGCUCUGACUGCAGCUGCCACUCCAACGCCGCGCUGUGCACAGUGCACGAUCUCACGUGCACGGGGGUCACGCCCUCUGCGACGCCGACGGCACAGCCUGGGGUCAGCCCCAACGUGCAGCCAGCGUGUGGCUGGAGCGCCUGGAUGAACGUGGACAAGCCCAGCACAGGUGGCGGCGAUGUGGAGAGCCUGACCUUACUGCGGUCUGUGUACAGUAUCUGUGACAAGCCACUGAUGGCGCAGUGCCGUGAUGCGGCCACUCAGCACCCGGCCCCCGCCUCUGUCGUCUGCGAUGUGCAGGAGGGACUGAUAUGCACUAACGCCGACCAUGCCGGCCUUUGUUCCGAUUAUGAAAUCCGUGUUUACUGCCCUUGCCCAGUCUCCACAACCCCGCCAACUGCUACUAGUCAAGGUGUGUCUUUCAACUGCGUCAGCGGCUGGUCCGCCUGGUUCAACAACGACAGUCCCGACACGGGCGACGGUGACGUGGAGAAGAUGACGUCACAACAACUGAGCCAGUUCUGUGCAGGAGGUCGCGUGUCGCAGGUGGACUGCAGAACUACAGAAGGCAUCGAGUACUUCAGUAGCGGCGAGAUCGUGACGUGUACCGUAGACACCGGCCUGGUGUGUAACAACGCCGACAAUGACCCCAUCCCGUGCAGCGACUACGAGAUCCGAUACGAGUGUUCUUGUCCAGAACCAACGAGACAAACAGGUGGAGUGCCAUCUGCAGUACCGACUAACCAGGCCCAUAGUCAGCCAACACCUGCAACAACAGUCACAACAGUUAAACCUGUAGGCAACUGCGUCAGCGGCUGGUCCGCCUGGUUCAACAACGACAGUCCCAACACGGGCGACGGUGACGUGGAGAAGAUGACGUCACAACAACUGAGCCAGUUCUGUGCUGGAGGUCGCGUGUCGCAGGUAGACUGUAGAACUACAGGAGGCAUCGAGUACUUCAGUAGCGGCGAGAUCGUGACGUGUACCGUGGACACCGGCCUGGUGUGUAACAACGCCGACAAUGACCCCAUCCCGUGCAGCGACUACGAGAUCCGAUACGAGUGUUCAUGUCCAGAACCGACGAGUCACACAGGUGGUGUGCCGUCUGCAGCACCGACUAGCCAGGCCCAUAGUCAGCCAACACCUGCAUCAACAGUCACAACAGUUAAACCUGUAGGCAACUGCCUCAGCGGCUGGUCCGCCUGGUUCAACAACGACAGACCCGACACGGGCGACGGUGACGUGGAGAAGAUGACGUCACAACAGCUGAACCAGUUCUGUGCUGGAGGUCGCGUGUCGCAGGUAGACUGCAGAACUACAGAAGGCAUCGAGUACUUCAGCAGCGGCGAGAUCGUGACGUGUACCGUGGACACCGGCCUGGUGUGUAACAACGCCGACAAUGACCCCAUCCCGUGCAGCGACUACGAGAUCCGAUACGAGUGUUCUUGUCCAGAACCAACGAGACAAACAAGUGGUGUGCCAUCUGCAGUACCGACUAGCCAGGCCCAUAGUCAGCCAACACCUGCAGCAACAGCCACAACAGUUAAACCUAUAGGCAACUGCGUCAGCGGCUGGUCCGCCUGGUUCAACAACGACAGUCCCGACACGGGCGACGGUGACGUGGAGAAGAUGACGUCACAACAGCUGAACCAGUUCUGUGCUGGAGGUCGCGUGUCGCAGGUAGACUGCAGAACUACAGGAGGCAUCGAGUACUUCAGCAGCGGCGAGAUCGUGACGUGUACCGUGACACCGGCCUGGUGUGUAACAACGCCGACAACGACCCCAUCCCAACCUACGAGUCAAACAGGUGGUGUGCCGUCUGCAGUACCGACUAACCAGUCCCAUAGUCAACCAACACCUGCAGCAACAGUCACAACAGCUAAACCUGUAGGCAACUGCGUCAGCGGCUGGUCCGCCUGGUUCAACAACGACAGUCCCAACACGGGCGACGGUGACGUGGAGAAGAUGACGUCACAGCAGCUGAACCAGUUCUGCGCUGGAGGUCGCGUGUCGCAGGUAGACUGCAGAACUACAGAAGGCAUCGAGUACUUCAGCAGCGGCGAGAUCGUCACGUGUACCGUGGACACCGGCCUGGUGUGUAACAACGCCGACAACGACCCCAUCCCGUGCAGCGACUACGAGAUCCGAUACGAGUGUUCAUGUCCAGAACCGACGAGAGCAACAAGUGGAGUGCCAUCCGCAGUACCGACUAGCCAGGCCCAUAGUCAGCCAACACCUGCAGCAACAGCCACAACAGUUGAACCUGUAGGCAACUGCGUCAGUGGCUGGUCCGCCUGGUUCAACAACGACAGUCCCGACACGGGCGACGGUGACGUGGAGAAGAUGACGUCACAACAGCUGAACCAGUUCUGUGCUGGAGGUCGCGUGUCGCAGGUAGACUGUAGAACUACAGAAGGCAUCGAGUACUUCAGCAGCGGCGAGAUCGUGACGUGUACCUUGGACACCGGCCUGGUGUGUAACAACGCCGACAAUGACCCCAUCCCGUGCAGCGACUACGAGAUCCGAUACGAGUGUUCAUGUCCAGCACCGACAACUCCAGCACCGACCAAGGAGACGCAAGGUGUACCAACACCCGGGCCACUAGCCACUACAGCUGCACCUACUGGUAACUGCGUCAGCGGCUGGUCCGCCUGGUUCAACAACGACAGUCCCGACACGGGCGACGGUGACGUGGAGAAGAUGACGCCACAACAACUGAGCCAGUUCUGCGCUGGAGGUCGCGUGUCGCAGGUGGACUGCAGAACUACAGAAGGCAUCGAGUACUUCAGCAGCGGCGAGAUCGUGACGUGUACCGUGGACACCGGCCUGGUGUGUAACAACGCCGACAAUGACCCCAUCCCGUGCAGCGACUACGAGAUCCGAUACGAGUGCUCAUGUCCAGCACUGACAACUCCAUCACCGACCAAAGAGACGCAGGGUAUACCAACAACACCCGGGCCGUUAGCCACUACAGCUGCACCCACCGGUAACUGCAUCAGCGGCUGGUCCGCCUGGUUCAACAACGACAGUCCCGACACGGGCGACGGUGACGUGGAGAAGAUAACACCACAACAGCUGAGCCAGUUCUGCGCUGGAGGUCGCGUAUCGCAGGUGGACUGCAGAACUACAGAAGGCAUCGAGUACUUCAGCAGCGGCGAGAUGUUGACAUGCACAGUAGACGGUGGAUUGGUGUGUAACAACGCCGACAACGACCCCGUUCCGUGCAGCGACUACAAAAUUCGAUACGAGUGCUCUUGUCCAGGUGCGUCACCAGCACCAGAACAUACACAACGCCCAUCCACUGCAGCCGUGGCCAUCACUACAGCCGCAGCGCCGAGGACAUGCGUCAACGGCUGGUCUGCCUGGAUCAACAACGACAGUCCCGACACGGGCGACGGUGACGUGGAGAAGAUGACGUCACAACAACUGAGCCAGUUCUGUCCCGGCGGUCGCGUGACGCAGGUGGACUGCAGAACUACGGAAGACAUCGAGUACUUCAGUAGUGGCGAGAUGUUGACAUGCACAGUAGAUGGUGGACUGGUGUGUAACAACGCCGACAAUGACCCCAUCCCGUGCAGCGAUUACAAGAUCCGAUACGAGUGCAGCUGUCAUCCAAACCCGAUAAAUGACGAGGAACCCACCAUAACGCCGGAACUAGAGCUGUCCCUGUGCGGAUGGACGGACUGGAUGAGCGGUAACAAGCCCAGCGCUCGCGGCGAGGAAGAGACCAUAACGCUUCUGCGCAAGUUCUUCCAGUUCUGCCGCACGGAGGACAUCACAGCCGUGGAGUGCCGGGCCGUGGGCAGCGGGCUUGCCGACAGCGCCGUCGCUGCCACCGCUUCCUCCGUCUGCGACACCCGGUACAACGGCUAUGUCUGUCGCAACGAUGACCUCCCACCUGGCCAUACCUGCACCGACUACGAGGUGCGCUUCCUGUGCGAACCGCGACACAUGGACUGCUCGCAGCUGAUCCCCUCUGUCGUUCCCCCGACCCGAGCUGCCAUCACAGUCAGUCCACCCUCGGACGUCGCAGGUGAGUGCGUCGUGGACAUGGGCAUGACGAACGGCAACAUACGCGACGACAUGAUUUCGGCCUCCUCCUUCCGUGACGUCACGCACGCGCCGCAAAAAGCGCGGCUGAACUCGCUGAGCAGUUGGAUGCCGUCACGCGAUGACCUCGACCAGUUCAUCCAAGUCGACCUUCUGGCCCCUCACUUUGUCACUGGCGUCACGACACAGGGUCGCUUUGACGCGCCUUCCUACGUCACUUCCUACAAGGUCACGUUCUCCACUGACGGGGUGAACUGGAACGUCUACCGCGAGGAGGAGAAUGUCGACAAGGUGUUGCAAGGUAACAGCGACUCAGUCACUCCUGUGCGCAACAUGUUCCAUCAACCGAUCAGAGCGCGUUACGUGAGGAUCCACCCUGUCACCUGGCAAGGCCGCAUCACGCUGCGUUUUGAGCUGCAGGGCUGUUUCGAAGCCUACCCUACAGGUGUUAUUCCCACUGCAGCACCAACAGCGCAGCCUAGAGCAACACCACUGCCCAAAGAGAUAGAUGACUGCGUGGAAUGGGAUGUCUGGGUGGACUUGGAGCAGCCCAGCCUGUUGUCACGAAAUGACGUGUCCACCUUGCAGCAGCUGCAAGCCGCUUCCCUGACGUGCCGCGACCCUGUGGCCAUUCAGUGUCGCACGGCCACGCCGGACAAGACGGACUCCGAUCUGACUGGCCAGCAUGUCCGCUGCAACCUGUGGGAUGGCCUGGUCUGUAGACCUGCCAACGUUUCUGAAGCCACCUGCUUCAACUAUGAGGCUCGUCUUGGCUGCCUGAGGAGGACGUCCAAGUGCCUGGCGAACACCCCAACAGCUGUGCCCACAGCGCAAGCCCUACGCUCACCCGGUGCCCAGCGUGGUACCUUGCUACAACGGUCUGGACAUGACCUCUUGCCCAACUUCCUGUCCCGUGGGUCACUACUGUGACGGCAUCAAGUGCGUCACCCGCAGCGAGUGUCCGUGUGUCGUGGACAACAGAGUCAUUAGGGCUCGAGACGUGACAAUCAACAACGCCUGCGAAACAUGCCAGUGUCUGAACGGACAGAUGCGCUGCAUUCCCAAGACUUGCCCACCCUGCUCUUAU
Messenger RNA from Pomacea canaliculata, 5968 nucleotides. Its product is annotated as mucin-5AC-like. The record is from RefSeq and is a predicted model, not a curated record. The transcript has 21 exons. NCBI's taxonomy places the organism in Eukaryota, Metazoa, Mollusca, Gastropoda, Architaenioglossa, Ampullariidae. The coding region runs from base 127 to 5811 and encodes 1894 amino acids.